CGAUUAGUGAGGGAAUGAUGGCGUCUUCUGCUGCCCGCUGUUCCUCACGCUGGUUAACUCUCAUCGUGUCGUCUGAGCACCACCGGCACCUCCGUGCGACGGGCGCUAUUGUCACCGCUUCUCGUGGCUCGCUCCGGGGCGUCUGCACGUUUGGAACCGGGACGCUUUGGACCGGUGGGAGCAAGGCAUGUGGCGCUGUUGGGAAAGGAUUGACAUUGAGAGGGCUACCAGGAUUCAAAGCAGCUCAAUGCGGAUUUCAUACAAGCACUUCAGCCAACAAUAAGCAGGACUUCUACCAGGUCCUUGGGGUACCUCGCACAGCAACCCAGAAGGAGAUUAAGAAAGCCUACUAUCAGAUGGCCAAAAAGUACCACCCGGACACCAAUAAAGACGACCCAAAAGCCAAGGAGAAAUUUGCUCAGCUGGCUGAAGCUUAUGAGGUCCUCAGCGAUGAAGGAAAGAGGAAGCAGUAUGACACGUAUGGCCAAGCGGGCUUCAACGCCGGACAGGCAGGCGGCGGGCAGCAGUACUGGUCCGGGCAGACGCAAAACGUGAAGGCUGAGGAGCUUUUCCGCAAGAUCUUUGGGGAAUUCUCCGGAGCACAGGGAUUCGGAGACUUUGAUGCCAUUUUUGAACAGCCGCAGGAGUACUUCAUGGAGCUGACGUUCACUCAGGCAGCCAAGGGAGUCAACAAGGAGAUGACAGUCAACACUGAAGCCACCUGCCAGCGCUGUGACGGGAAGGGCCACGAGCCCGGCUCCAAGGUCCAGCACUGCCACUACUGCAAUGGCUCCGGCACGGAAACGGUGAACACGGGACCGUUUGUGAUGCGCUCUACUUGUCGACGCUGCGGCGGCAAGGGAUCGGUCAUUUCCAACCCAUGUCACACCUGCCGCGGGACUGGACAGACCAAGCAGAGGAAAACUGUCACGGUUCCUGUGCCCGCUGGAGUGGAGGAUGGCCAGACUGUGCGAAUGCCUGUUGGAAAGAAGGAGAUCUUCAUCACGUUUAGGGUCCAAAAGAGCCCAAUGUUCAGACGGGAUGGCGCCGACAUCCACUCGGACCUUUACGUCUCUGUGGCGCAAGCAAUCCUGGGUGGCACGGCCAAGACGCAAGGCCUUUACGAAACGCUCAAUUUAGCGAUCCCAGCAGGCGUACAGACAGACCAGAGGAUCCACCUGGCAGGGAAAGGAAUCGCCCGCAUCAGCGGCUACGGAUUUGGAGACCACUAUGUCCAUAUCAAAGUUAGAGUACCCAAGAUGCUGACGGACCGGCAGAGAGCUCUACUCCUGAGCUACGCUGAGGACGAGGCCAAUGUGGAAGGAACGGUUAACGGCGUCACAGCAACCGCCACAGGAGGGGGCAGCAGUGGUAAGCAAUUUGAGGAAAGGCUUGACACAAAAGGAGGCCAGUUGAAACAAGAGGAGGGCUUUUUCACCACACUCAAGAAAUUGUUUAGUUCCUCCUGACAGCCACAAACCAGGUAAGAGGUCUUCCUGGAGUUGAGAGGCUCGGUCGUCCCGCGUAAAGACCCUCGGCGUUCCCGCACGCAUCCCACAAGGCAAAGAAGAUCCCGUUUCGGCUGAUUAAAACGCUUCAUCCACUUCAGCCCCAACGACUCGUAAAAGAUGGCGAAUCGUAGCAGUCUCCUCAUCCACAAACGUAAAUGAUAUACGAAGACGCAAUCAUGAAAGGUUUGUCACUACACGCCCUGCUGUUCAUCGUGCUUUCAUGUUGACACGCUCAUGUUAUUUUAGUUUUCCUGGCCUUCCGGAGAAUCAAAUUUGUGUAUAUGUAAUAAAUGUAAAAGUAAGCAUUUA
Molecule: messenger RNA, 1820 nt
Organism: Syngnathus typhle (broad-nosed pipefish)
Lineage: Eukaryota; Metazoa; Chordata; Actinopteri; Syngnathiformes; Syngnathidae
Gene: dnaja3a
Product: DnaJ heat shock protein family (Hsp40) member A3a
Exons: 12
Coding region: 15-1469 (484 amino acids)
Biological process (GO): protein folding; negative regulation of apoptotic process; mitochondrion organization
Cellular component (GO): mitochondrion
Molecular function (GO): ATP binding; heat shock protein binding; protein kinase binding
Source: RefSeq, a predicted model, not a curated record